Fulvia fulva is the source of this 1170-nucleotide messenger RNA. RefSeq lists its product as uncharacterized. Bases 1 to 1170 code for a protein of 389 amino acids. NCBI's taxonomy places the organism in Eukaryota, Fungi, Ascomycota, Dothideomycetes, Mycosphaerellales, Mycosphaerellaceae. The transcript has a single exon. The record is from RefSeq and is a predicted model, not a curated record.
AUGAUGGAGCCAACACCGCCGCCGCCGUUGACGCCGAUACGUACCCAUACCAUGUCACCAGUCGAGUCGCCCAGUCCCACCCACUCGUUCCGCGAGCACCUCCGGCGACGGACGAGCAGCUUCUCUUCCAACCACGACCGGAGCCCCGUCGCCACCACACCGCGAUCGAGUCGCCGCUUCUCCCACGUGUCUGUGUCGAGGUUGUCGGGCGAGUUUGGUACGCCGGUGGAUGAAGGCAGCGGGCUAGGUAAUCUGGCCGAUGAGUUGGACCAGCUUGACGACGACGACGACGAGUUUGUCGAAGGGGAGACACUGGACACGCUGCAGGGCUUGCACGAGCAGCCAGAGGCCGACGAAGCAUCGCGCGACUCCGGCAUCGGCAUUUCGUACAAGGACGCUGCGGCCGCUAAGAGCAACACAGCGAACCAUGUGCGGAACUUCUCGAAACCCUUCACUGGCAAAGUAGAGAAGCCACCAGACGAGGAAGAGGAGGAAGAUGGAGAAGAGGACCGCUUUACGCCGGAUCUGGAGGACCUCAUGCACACCAUUGCACGCAUGACAAGUUACACAUCUACGACAGAAGAUCCGCUCAUACCACGUACAAUUGGCCUCUUGCAGGACCUUGGGAACCAAACAAGUCUCGAGGCCGCGACGCAACGAUACACGACAUCUACCAACAGCCUGACUGCGCAUCUCGCCAGUCAGAGCAGGAGCUUACAGGCACUGGUGCAGACACUGUACCCCAUGUUCGCUUUCACCGCACCUUUGGAUCCGGCCAUCAUCGAAGAGACCCUUCCCUUGGUCGAUGCACUCUCGACCGAGAUUCCACAGCCGGAUGUGAUAACCCUGCAAAAGCUUCAGAAAUUGGACCGAGAGACGGCAGAUGUGGUGCAUGCCCUGUCCCAGCUCACCGACACACUUCAAAUGGGCAAACAGAGCACAGCGGCCGCAGCGCGACAUCUCCGCAGUACACAGACUCUGGUCGAAGAUCUACGCCUGGAACAUGAAAGAGCGGAUAUAGCGCGGCAUGAAUUGACGAAGAGCGAUUGGGAGGAUCGAUUGCGAACUCGUUGGUGCGCAACAGAAUGCAAGGACAUCAUAUCUGGCUUCGAAGAUAGAUGCAAUGCUUUGCGCGGUGAUUUGGAACAGGCGAUUCAGGCUGGAGCUUGA